Messenger RNA from Anopheles nili, 2126 nucleotides. Its product is annotated as maltase 2-like. The record is from RefSeq and is a predicted model, not a curated record. Lineage: Eukaryota; Metazoa; Arthropoda; Insecta; Diptera; Culicidae. Gene Ontology annotation, biological process: carbohydrate metabolic process. The transcript has 7 exons. The coding region runs from base 37 to 1929 and encodes 630 amino acids.
UCUUCUUCGCUCUUGCUGGCCGUGGUUGUCGGACACAUGUCGCUCGGCGAGUCCGUUGCCAGUUCGGGGCAUAAAUCCGACGCCGAUUGGUGGCAACGGACGGUGUUCUACCAAAUCUAUCCGCGCUCGUUCAUGGACUCCGACGGUGAUGGUGUGGGCGAUUUGCGAGGCAUAACGACCCGUUUGGCACACCUCAAGGACGCUGGUAUCGGAGCGACCUGGCUAUCGCCCAUCUUCCGGUCACCGAUGGUCGAUUUCGGGUACGACAUCGCCGAUUACACCGCCAUCCAGCCCGAGUACGGUACGAUGGCUGACUUCGAAGCACUGGUGGCCGAAGCAACCCGGCUCGGUAUCAAAAUCGUGCUGGAUUUCGUGCCCAACCACACAAGCGACCAGUGCGAAUGGUUCCAGCGGUCAGUUGCUCGCGAGGAACCGUACACCGAGUACUACGUGUGGCACGAUGGCCGCGAGGAUCCAUCCAACCCCAACGGGACGCGCCUACCACCGAAUAAUUGGCAAUCGGUGUUUUACGGGUCAGCGUGGACGUUCCAUCCGGUACGUGGUCAGUACUAUCUGCACCAGUUCACCGCCCAGCAGCCGGAUCUGAACUUUCGCAACCCAGCCGUGGCGGAAGAAAUGCGCACCGUGCUGCGGUUUUGGUUGGGCAAAGGAGUGACCGGUUUCCGGAUUGACGCCGUGAAUCAUCUAUUCGAGGUGGAUGGCUUCCCGGACGAACCGGAAACGGGCACCGAUCGGGAUCCGCUUUCGUACGGCUUCACGCACCACAUCUACACGAAGGAUCUGCUCGAAGACUACGACAUGGUGUACCAGUGGAGGCGCUUGCUGGAUGAUUGGACACACGAACAUGGUGGUGCCAGCCGCAUCAUUAUGACGGAAGCGUACGCUAACAUCACCUUCACGAUGCGGUACUAUCGAUCUGGGGAGGAUUUGAGCUCACGGCCCGGCUCACACAUGCCAUUCAACUUUCUGCUUAUCACCGACCUGAACCGGGACUCCACGGCGCAAGACUUUGUGUUCACGAUCAACAAAUGGCUCACGUACAUGCCACGAGGUGCCACGGCUAACUGGGUCCUCGGGAACCACGAUCAAUCACGAGUUGGUACACGGUACGGUGCGGAACGGAUCGAUGCCAUUCACACGCUGUUGCUUACGUUGCCUGGAAUCGCGGUCACGUACUACGGUGAGGAGAUCGGUAUGCUGGACAACCCGGAUGCGAUCAGCGAUCAGGGUGAUGCCGUGAGUGGUGGCCAAUCGGAUGCGUUUAUCGUGUUUUCGCGCGAUCCUGAAAGGACUCCGUUUCAGUGGGAUGCGACGGUUAAUGCGGGUUUUUCGAGCGGUCCGUCCACGUGGUUGCCAGUGCACCCGAACUACCGGGAGUUGAAUCUGGCCGCUCAGAAAAGCGCCGAAAGGAGCCACUUCAAAACGUACCAGGCGUUGGUGAAGCUGCGUGGCCACGAAACGCUGUGCAAGGGUUCGAUUCAGCUUGUUCCGUAUUCGAACAGCAUUGUGACGUAUCUACGUGAGCUUCAGGACAGUGACACGUUCGUGGUGGUGAUCAACCUGGCUGGCAUCGACUGUACGGUUGAUUUAGUGUCCGUGUUUCCGAGACUUCCGGCGGAACUGACGAUCGCAUCGAGCGCUUCCGGUUCCGGUUAUCGCGUAGGGGACGUCGUCCAAUCAGACCGGCUGAUCGUGACUGGAUACGAUGGGCUGGUGCUGCAAGGCGUGCCAUUGACGACGAGACCGAGAAAGAGAGAGAGAGCGAGCGGCACGACACUGGAUGUCCUUUGGCAGGCGACGAAGGACGCCGCCGUAAUUGCGUCCAUCAUAAUUGCACUCGGCACCGGCUACUACCGGCUUCAUCCAGCUCAGCCCCUCGGCAAGUGGGCUGGUAGUUUGAAAAAAUAAUACCAUCUCUUCAGUCGGACUUCCACUCCGUGAAUGGCCAAACAAGGGGACACUCGCGCCAAUGUCGGAUGGGAGCUUGUCAUGGUGUUAUUUUGUUUUUGUUCUUGCCUUUUUUCUCGCUUACAUCCGGACGGAGAAAACGCUGACACACAAGGUCCUUGCAAGUCAAAUAAUCAUUAUUGCUCAUUUCUUUGUGC